Ylistrum balloti is the source of this 7619-nucleotide messenger RNA. RefSeq lists its product as uncharacterized. The record is from RefSeq and is a predicted model, not a curated record. Gene Ontology annotation, cellular component: Cul2-RING ubiquitin ligase complex. Bases 1 to 3444 code for a protein of 1147 amino acids. The transcript is spliced from 16 exons. NCBI's taxonomy places the organism in Eukaryota, Metazoa, Mollusca, Bivalvia, Pectinida, Pectinidae.
AUGGAUGCCCUGGACGGGAUAAUACGGAUCUGGGCCCGUGGACAUCGGAAUCUGUUUGAUGAUGAUUCUGACUCUGGCUCCUAUGCAGAUUCAAUGGACUCCCUAAAUAGUUUUUUCGAUGAUCACCCAUAUUUGCAUCCAUCCAGACCAGAUGUGCGACAUUCAAAAUUGCCUAACUUUCAGAAGGAAAAACCGAAAGAAGUCCUGAAAUUGAUGGAUUUGGCUGCCAAAGUGACAGCUCAACACUAUUCCUGUGAGAGUAUUGAGACUCAUAACCCUCCUCUUGAUGAAGCUUUGUUAAAAAAGGUUUCAUUCUGGGCUUUCCCUCAGGAUGAGAAAAAGGUAAAAAUAUAUGCAAGGUUAAGUCUAAAAUCAGAAGAAGAAUGGAGGAGAGGAGAAAGUUUUUAUGAAGAAGAAAGAAUUCAGGACAUCAGACAAGUUGGGUUUAUGGUAUCGGCUAUCAUCAACAAGCAGGUUUCCAAAGUAUCUGUGACAUUUGAAAAACAACAGAUUACCUCUUCAAAAUGUGCUAUAUGUCCACAAGCGAUAUGGUGUCCACAUAUCAUUGCUGUCAUUCUCCACAGAAUUCGAUAUUCAGAUAUGAUUUCUGUGCAUGCACCUGUAACAGAGACGCUGUCUACUCUUACACGAGACCAGCUGCAGAAGCUACUACAGUAUGCUAUAAAUGAGGACCCAGCAGGCAUCCUCGGAAGAGUGUUUCAACAUAUUGAUGCUCUGAGAGAUGCAACAUCGAACAUGAACUGUGUACAAGGAGCCCCAGAUCCAACAUUUGGGGUCAGUAAAGAUGACAAGUUAACAUGGAGCCUCUCCUUAGAUUUACUCAAGAAGAACUUAAUGGAUGACCUGAGGCUUGGAUAUCGGAGUUAUCCUGAUUCAUGUAAUAUUGUUGAAAAGAUGAAAUCCACAUUCUUUGACCAAUAUUUUCAACGGGUAAUGGAACUUAUUGAGAAAGAAGAAUCUGGUGCUGCAGGGGAAGUGCUGGUCACUAUUGCUGAAAGUGUUCUAAAUGUUAUCCACAGCCAGCGAUCUCCAAGCAACAUGUUGAAAAGGAUAUUGUAUGACUGUGAACGACUCUUCAGCUGCUUCAUCGUGUCCUGUCCUGAUGAAUUGAAGCAGCAGAUUCUCUCUAAAGCCAUCAUGCUAAAUGAAAGAGCGAGACGAUUAACUCCAAACAUAGAGUUCACCAAACCUAGUUUAUGGGCAGAGAUAGGGUCUAUCAAACUGCCCUGGGAGGAUGAUAAAGACGGUGUGAUGGGAGAAGCAUUUAGAGGUUUUCCAUUCUAUCAGACAGUCUGUGCUAGUCUGAUCACCAACCCACCUCAGUCACUACAGGAUGUGCUUUGCUGCAGAUGUUCUAUCACCAACAGCAGUUAUGAGGAACCUCUGCCUGUAAUGCUGAUGAGAUUGGAUUGUUUCAUGUGUUUGGAACCCACAUUGUCUGGAAGAAAACUGCAAACUUUAACAGCAGUUAUGAGGAACCUCUGGAUUAUGAUACUGAAAAAACUUCUUGCACUCUCUCUAGAACUUUCAAUUCUGGGGACAAAAGUGUCUACAACUGACACAGGCGCUGGUGUACAACCUGAUGAUGGGCCAAGUGAAGAAGGACCGACCAGGGCAAAGCGAAGAAAACAAUCCACUAGAAAAGGGAAGGCCAAGAAAUCUACUGUACCUCAUAAGGCUUCAGUGUCUAGCCUUACUCAGCACGAGUUAUGUGAUCAGAUAGAAGGACUUACAAAGGCUCAAAUAUCCUACUGCCUGCUGUAUGUGAGCUACACUGUGAGCAAGACACUGGAUGAACGUCAUUUAGACAGUGAAGAAACACCGAUAUUACUGGAUGCAAUUCUGCGUGCUGUUGAGUUAGGCAGAUUCCGAAGUGUAGCUCCAAAACUUGAGAUAACAACAAAAGACUACAGAUGGCUAUUGUUCUUGGAGAACAAAAUAGAGGAAACUUUCACAAAAGUUGCUCCUAUAUGGCUAGAGAGUGAAGGAAAUGUGACAGAUAUGUACAUGUCGGCUUUAUUUGAGAGAGGACUACAGAUGUAUGGAGACAAUGUGCCUGUUUCCCUCAUAAGCAUGUUGCUUUGUGUUGGAAAAAAGACAAAACAGAUGAUUAAACUAUGUACAGAUACAAUCUGUCAUUCCUUGCAUCCACUCGCACUUCUAACCAUUCCAGACAGUAGCUAUGGAUAUAGAUCUGAGAACUACAACAACAAGGACAAUCUUGUGAAGAAGUGGACAAGUCUUAUCACUUGUGUGUUUAACUUCUGUACAGCAAACUCAUCAGCAAAGCACAACUCGAUACUAACAAGGAUUCUGAAGCAUUUAGGGCAGGUUGAUGACUGUGACUACUUGAUGGCUGCCUACAGUGUGAUUCGGGGCUUUCAGUCUACUCUUGUGGAGAAGGAACACAUGGUGCUACUGGUUAAGGUAGUUCUACAAGGUGUCCAUUACAGUAUAUGUGGAUCUUGGAACAACUUCUUCACCUAUUCACCAAGUACUUGGGACACCCUCACCAAACUUGGCAGACAACUGGAUAUGGAGUUUCCCAAGCUCAUCCUACCUGUGUGGCUAAAGCUGUGCAAGUUCUAUAACUCCUCUCAACUCAAAGGUAUCAUUGAGGUGAUGAAGGAUGCAAUAAAGAAGGAAGCCAUGCUGCCGACAGAGAUGACAAACAUGCUUCAUAAGUACUUUGAAUCAAAAUUUCGUCAUGAUGAAGAGUGUUGUGACUUGAUGCACUUUUUCAAAAUCACCGAUAAAGGCUACCAACAGGCCCUGAAAAAGAUUUCUGCAAACUCUGAAAAUUACACCCCCAAAGCACUCCUCCUCAUUGCCAAGAGACAAGUUGAGGAAACUCCUACCUCAAAAAUCAAAGCUGGAAAUAUCUUUCAAAAAGAUGUGUUCAAUUUAAUUAGACUUGCAUUUAGUCGCCUCCAGGUGCUCAACAAAGACUACCCAACGAAAUUCUCUUACCUUGAUGCAGGAACUCUCAACUACCUCAAGUAUUUUUUUGAGAAACUUGCAGAGAAAGACAGUCAAGAUGCAGCUUCUGGAAAACAAUUUCAGAAUUUCAUGACACACUUGUCAGGCAGCUUGAAGGGAGAUGCUGAAGUGCUUGUCACAUUCCUAAGAUCUUUGGAGAAGACUGAGCACAUGCUCCCAAAAGCUAAGGAGAAGCUUGGAACAAAGCUUAUUGAUUGCUUCCAAAGGCAGUUUGACUAUGAACUUAGGCACUGCAAUCACACUUGUUAUCACCGUGUUCUGGGGGAAAUGACGAUAGCAAGACAAACAUGUAUACAGUUUGUAGACAAUGGUGCUAUGCUAUUUCGCACAGCUGUCACAAACUUUGUCUCUCUCAAACACAAGGGUAAGAAAAAAUUCAUCAAGCUCAUGGAUGAGUAUUUCAAAGAUUUGAAUGUUGAUUGAACAAUGUGUGAAUUUGUGUGUUUAAGGGUAUAUAUUCGGUACAUUUGAGAGUGUCCAAAUAACUUAUGGAUGCUGUAUGAAUUAUACUAGUGCCAAAGUAUAUGACAUUUGCAUUGUUAGGUCAUCUGAACUGAAGCGUCAAGAUGACCUAUAGGCAUCAUGCUUUGUUAGUCAUUGUGCAUAAACUUUUCUUUAAAACCGUAUUCCUUUUUCGUACCUUGAUGGAUUUCAACCAGAUUUGGUCUUAUGCAUCAUAAGGUGAAGUUUAUCAUUUCUUAAAAUCAGAAUUUUGAUUCGACCUCUAGGGGCAGAUUAAGGGGACCCCAAAGGGGGAGAUGCUCAAAUUAGAUUUAAAACCCUACUCCUCCUUUCUGCCUGGUUGGAUUUCAACAAGCUGUGGCCUGAUUCAUCAGUUAGGGUAGGCAAUUAUUUCUUAUGUUCAGAAAGUUGAUGUGACCCCUAUGGACCUGGGGGCCUGGGGGAGGACGUAGCUCUAAAUGGGGAAGCUAGUCAAUGUUCUGCUUCAAAAUGCUAUUUUCUUAAUGCUUAAAUCGAUUUCUACCAAAUUUAGUCUAAAUCGUCAUGGAGAUUGAGGAUUCAAAGUUGCUUGACCUCUAGUUAAUAGGAAUGACCUUGAUCUGCUUGAAAGGUCACAGGGAUCAAAUGCAUUGAAAUGCUUAAAUUACUACUUCUCAAUAACUAAAAGGCCCAGGGUGCUGAUAUUGGACCAACUUUCAAGGUCACAGGGAUCAAAUGCGUUAAAAUGCUGAGGCAACUUCUUUUCAAUAACCAAAAGGCCAAGGGUCUUGAUAUUGGGCCUGUAGCUUGCUUUUUCAACAAGCAAUAUGUUUGGAGAAAUGGCAAUUGUUUAGUGCAUUUAUAAAGAAUAUAAUUUCAAGAUUGCAGAAAAUGAAGAUGUAAGCUGUAGAGUAAUUACACGAUUUAUUUUAAGCCUUUUUGCCCCUUUCAUAUAUAGGCCUUUAAAGUCAGAUGACCGUUAAGGCCAGUGGGCCUCUUGUUAACUUAUGACAUUGGUUAAGCUUUAGUGCAGGAUUACUAAUUGUAAUGGAGAUUGUGUGAGGAUUUUUUUACACAGAUGUGUUGCAUCAAGCAAUCAAAGUAGAUGUUAUGUUGUGAUAUUAUAUGUCCGAGUUCUGAUCAAACUAUGAAUUUGAUUUAGACAAAUAUGUUGAUGGGUCUGCCGAUGCAUGUAAUACAUAUUCAUCCUCAAAAGACCAGACAUUUUAAUAAAGUCAGCUCAAUGCUGCAAAGAUUUUGUGUGAAAUAUAAUUGAGAAACUGUUAAUUGCUCAAUAACUAGAGAAGUUAUUCGCUGGCAAAGAAUUGUGCACAGGCAAUUUUAUUUUACAUACUUUCUUUCAAAGCUUUACCACCAUUACAUGUAUUUGAUAGAAAUAUGUUACACACAAUAGCACUAAGGGAUAAUUAGCACAACCUCAGAAAUGAUGCUAGAAACGAUUGACCUUGCAAUCAAAAUAUACAAUUCUUUCUAAUUUAUAGUCUCUUUAUCUGUGUCUAUCUGUGUAGAGGGAUAAGAUAUGUUUUGUGUUUUUGGAUUUCUAGCAUAAUAAUUAGUAUGACAAGGACAUUUCUGCUGUAGAAUCUCGCCCCCUUUAAAACUUCUGUGAUAUCUAUUUGAUUACCUACAAUUAAGAAAUUUUGUCGUGUAACAUACAAAUUAAGUGACAAAAUGACUUCUGCUUUGGAAAUUGAUGUUAAGUCACCAAAAAAAAGCUGGAAACUUGCUUCUUUCACCUUAAAUUGAACUGGAAGCCUUACCUUAGUUGCUUCUGGCAGGGUCUAUUUGAAAUGCCAUAUAUUUCAUGGGUAUGGAAUGAUACAGUGCUAAUUCUCUUGAGAUGUAAUAUGCUAGAAUGAUAGGUUCUUUGUUUUUUUUUCUUUCAACAUUGGAGGUAAAAUGGUGGAUCUCAACUGGAUAGGGAAUGGUGUAGUUUGCAAACACCAGGCUUGUAUUUUUUUUUUUUGUCCCAGUGCUUAGCACCAUUAACAUGAUGUGAUAGAUCCCAACCCUCAACCCCCAUCCCAAAGCAAGGGAACAAGGAAUUUUCACACUUGUACAAAGUGUAAUAUACCUUUCCAGGGUAGAAUGAUUGUGUCCUACCCCACUAAAUACUGCAUCUUCUUUGGUCCAUAUCACCUUUUGAUCUGUUGAAUUAUUGAAAUUAGCCUUUCUUUUUGCAACAAAUUUCAGUUUUCAUUCAUGUUUUGUCUGCGAGAUCAUGUUUGGUUUAUCUUCACUUGUGCUUGUGUUGUUAGGCUAUUUUUCUGUAAGCUGUGCCCAUUUUGGUAUUUAAUUAUGACUAUAUAUGGCAGUGCAACAAUUUUAUUGGUCACAGGGAAUCAGCUAGCCUGUGAUUGAUUAUUUUAGUUUUUCAUUACUAGCUAAAAGAAAGAAUAAACAAACAUUGUAUUUGGGAAAUAGUAUCCUUUUAGGAUCAAUUUAAAUUACCCUUUUGAGAAGAUACUCAUAUGAUUCAAAUACACAUUUUUGUGGACCCCUGCUCGUGCUAAUAUAGUUCAGGUCCUCACAUUUCAUUGUAUUGUGAUCACCUUUCUAGCAGUUUUAUGCCCCCUGCGCUUGAAAGAUAAGUGGGGGGCAUAUUGGUUUAGUUUAUCUGUUGUGAACCUUAACCUUGUCCAUAACUAUUGCACAUUAAGAGGCAGGACUUUCAUAUUUGGCAUGUGAUUUCCUUGUGAUAAGACCAAAAUUUCUGACCAUGUGACUCUGAAAGUGACCUUUGACUUACAUUUGAAAGUUUUGAACCAUAACUAUUGCACAGUAAAAGGUGGAGCUUUCAUAUUUUGCAGAUAUGUUCUUUAAGACAGGAGUUUUCAAGUGGUACCAAAAUAUCUGACCAUGUGAACUUGACUGACCUUUGACCAAUUUUUGGAAAAUGUUGGCAUUUGCCAUAACUAUUGCAUCAGAAGAGGUGUUGCUGUUAUAUAUGGCAGUUGUGUUGGUUGUGAAAAGGCCUAUCCAGUGGGACCAAAAUUAUUCACCAUUUGACCUUGACCAUGACAUUUGACCUUCAUUUGAAAAACUUCUACAUUGGCCUUAACUAUUGUACUUUAGGUAGGCUUCAUUAUUAUGUUUCCGGAAGGGAGAACACAUAGUCACCGCUUUGUCUGUCUGUCAUAAUUUUGUCCAGAGCUGAACACAAAAACUAUAGAAGGUAUUAACAUGAAACUUCAUAGGUAGAUAUAUCUCAACAAGGAGAAGUGCAGUGAAUGAGAACUAUCACUCUCUUAUGCAUCAUUUCUGAGUUAUUGCUCUGUUAUUUUUCAUACUUAAAUUUUGUCUGGAGUCUCGGGAAUCAACAGGAAGCUUAUUACACUAAAACUAUAAGAGGUAUCAACAUGAAACUUCGUGGGUAGAUAGAUCUCAACAAGGAGAAGUGCAGUGCACUAGAAGUAUAACUCUCUUAUUGUCCUUUGUAAUUUUUCAUACUUAAAUUUUGGCCCAAUCAGGGAGCAUGUCCAGUCUCUGACGGCUCUUGUUUUACAGAGUUAUGCCCCUUGAAAUUCGAAAUUGAAUUGUUUCUUCUUUUUGUUCAUUAACUCUGCAACAGGUGCACAUAUUGAACAAUUUGCAGUUUUGCAUAAAACCACAUUUUUUGCAUGUGUGUAAGAUCUACAUGGUGGUUUGCCUCAGAGGUGAUGUAGAAGACUUUCAAUUCUUAAAUGGAGUUUCAGUCCUUGAGCGAGUUAACACUACAUUUAUGGCAAGUUGUGAUUACUAGUAUUUGGCUUUACAUAGCUUCUAAUCCCAUCAUUUGCUGAUCUCGGUUUCUUUACACAGCACAAUUUUAACAUCCCUCUUCAAAGUUUUGUUGCAAUCAGGGCAUAGUGUUUCAUAAAUACAUUAUUUUUUGCUCCACACUAUUACUUUACAUAACUUACCAUAAUAAGUGUCCUUUUAGAUAAAGAAUGGCUUCAAUAUUGAUUUUGUUUCACAUUUGUUACAUUUAAAUGCUUAUAUUCCAUUUCAUUAUAAACCUAUCUGAAAGAAAAUGUCUGAAACUGUGUAAUUGGAUGAGGAAGUGUUAUCUAGUCUGUCUUGGUGUAGUGAUGCUUGUGGGGAUAAGAAGUUCAGCAGGAGCCAACAUAUCUCAAUAAAAGUUAUUUGUUAAUGAA